Molecule: messenger RNA, 844 nt
Organism: Abrus precatorius (Indian licorice)
Lineage: Eukaryota; Viridiplantae; Streptophyta; Magnoliopsida; Fabales; Fabaceae
Product: transcription factor SCREAM2-like
Exons: 4
Coding region: 51-503 (150 amino acids)
Biological process (GO): regulation of DNA-templated transcription
Cellular component (GO): nucleus
Molecular function (GO): DNA-binding transcription factor activity; protein dimerization activity; sequence-specific DNA binding
Source: RefSeq, a predicted model, not a curated record
AGAGAAAACCAAAAUCUAAGUACACGAAUGUGAUAAGAAGCUGAAAAGGCAUGGCGUCAAGGGACCCAAGAAGAACCGCUCUGCAACAUACGUUGCAGCAACUUCGGGAUGUCACAAACUCCACUGCGUUGAACAAAGCCUCAAUUAUUGUGGAUGCCUCCAAAUACAUAGAGGAGUUGAAGCAGAAAAUAGAGGGACUGAACUCAGAGCUUGGAAUUACUGAAUCACCACUCACUCAAAUUGACGAACUACCUAUGGUAACAGUGAAAACCCUAAAAAAAGGUUUCCUCAUUAACGUGCUUUUAGAAAAGAAUUGCCCUGGUAUGCUCGUCUCUAUACUCGAAGUCUUUGAAGAACUUGGCCUUGAUGUGCUUGAUGCUAGGGUUUCUUGUGAAGACAGUUUCCAGCUAGAAGCUGUGGGAAGAGAAAGUGAGAAGAACGACAGUGUCGACGAGCAAGUGGUGAAGCAAGCAGUGUUGCGAGCAAUCAAGAACACGGACUAAUUAUAGGAAGCACACGGAUAAGCAAAAAAUCCAGCACCCCUUUUGUCUGUUUAUAAGAGCUUAAAAUUUGCAUAUUCAAGUGAAAGAAUGUGAUUGCAUAUUCUGCCAAAACCUCAUGAGGUACCUCCUCAAUGACCCUAGCAUAUUGAUAUGGCUUAUCAACAUCUUCUUGGAUGGUGGGAAAUGAAUGAAUGGACAUGCAUCGUCCAAGUUGAUAUAUAAAUAUAGUGCCAUUUUGGCUUUCAGUGGGCUGGGAAGACAAUAGAUCCAAAACAUGGCCUAUUGGCAGAAGAAAUACAUGUUAGUAUAUAUUUAAUUAGUAUAAGCAAGCGAACUACUUA